GUAUUUGCACACCACUAGAAUGACAGCAAACAAAUUUUCGUUGUAUCGCUGGUGAGGAUUUGUUUGUUAAAUAGACUUAUACUUCGAUAUUGUGAUUAUGCCGCACGGUCAUUCGCACGAUCAUGGCCAGGGCUGUAGCCAUGAGGCCACCGAUGUGGAUCAUGCCCUGGAAAUGGGAAUCGAAUACAGCUUGUAUACAAAAAUUGAUAUUGAUAAUUUAGAGUGCUUGAACGAGGAAAGCGACGGUACCGGCAAAACAGUCUUCAAGCCUUACGAGAAACGUCUGGAUGUGAGCAAGUUCGUGCAGAGUGAUGCCGAUGCUGAGCUGCUUUUCAACAUACCAUUUACCGGCAACAUUAAACUAAAGGGUAUUAUAAUAAGUGGCGCCAACGAUGAUUCGCAUCCAAACAAAGUUAAAAUUUUCAAGAAUCGACCAAAGAUGACCUUCGAUGAUGCGUGCGCCAAGGCGGAUCAGGAGUUCGAGUUGACGCGCGAUUAUCGCGGCGAAAUUGAAUACUCACCCAAAGUUGUCACCUUUUCCUCUGUGCAUCACUUGUCGUUAUACUUUCCCAGCAAUUUUGGAGAUGAUAAUACACGCAUCUACUACAUUGGUCUGCGCGGCGAGUUCAGCGAGGCUCAUUACCACGGUGUUACAAUUUGCAACUAUGAGGCUCGUGCCAAUGCUGCGGACCAUAAGAAUGAUCUAUUUGAUAGUGUUGGACGCACCAUACAAUAAGGAAAUAAACAUAUAUACAGAAAUGUAAAAUUUGGAUGUUAUAGUUGUUGCAAAUAUAAACUAAAUUUUUAUAUGCGUAUUUGUAAACAACGAA
Scaptodrosophila lebanonensis is the source of this 830-nucleotide messenger RNA. RefSeq names its product PITH domain-containing protein GA19395. Gene Ontology annotation, cellular component: nucleus. The transcript is spliced from 5 exons. The coding region runs from base 98 to 736 and encodes 212 amino acids. The record is from RefSeq and is a predicted model, not a curated record. Lineage: Eukaryota; Metazoa; Arthropoda; Insecta; Diptera; Drosophilidae.